AUGGAAUUAAAUGUCAAGCUUCAUAAAGAGGAGGGUGACUUACUUGCUGAUCCCAGUUUAUACCGGAAAUUGGUGGGUAGCCUUGUUUAUCUUACCAUUACUAGACCGGAUAUUUCUUUUACUGUCCAGCAAGUCAGCCAGUUCCUUCAGACUCCUCGUCAUCUUCAUUUGGCUGCUGUCCAUAGGAUCAUACGCUAUGUUCACGGUACUUCUGCCCGUGGCUUAUUCUUCCCUGCCAGCAAUGCUUCUCGCCUUGCUGGUUAUAGUAAUGCUAAUUGGGCUGGUUGUGCAGAUACCCAUCGCUCCAUCACUGGUUUGCUUGCCGAGUUAGAUUUUUCUGAGACUACUCCUACACCUCUACAUGCUAAUAAUACAAGUGCUAUUCAGAUCACGGCCAAUCUUGUCUAUCAUGAACGUACAAAGCAUAUUGAAGUGGACUGUCACUCUAUCCGUGAAGCCUUUGAAGCUCAUGUUAGUGCUCUUCCACAUAUUUCCACUGCACUACAAAUUGUCGAUAUCUUCACCAAUGCUCUCACUCGCCAUCGACAUUGCUUCCUAAGUAGCAAAUUGAUACUUAUUGAUCAACCUGCAUCAAUUUAA
This is a messenger RNA of Ziziphus jujuba (common jujube), 600 nucleotides long. RefSeq lists its product as uncharacterized. The coding region runs from base 1 to 600 and encodes 199 amino acids. NCBI's taxonomy places the organism in Eukaryota, Viridiplantae, Streptophyta, Magnoliopsida, Rosales, Rhamnaceae. The transcript has 2 exons. The record is from RefSeq and is a predicted model, not a curated record.